AUGCUGUCGGUAAUUGCUCGAGGACCCGGACGUAUUGUUGCGACCAGGGCUUUGUCGUCUGCCGCAUCCAUCGAUGCAGCGGCACAACUCGCUGAUUCGCAGUUACCUAUGGAUGAACAGCUAAAUCCAUCAUUCUUUGCUAUGGUUGAUUAUUAUUUCAACCGUGGCGCUGCAAUUAUUGAGCCAAAAUUAGUUGAAGAAAUAACAUCACAAAAUAUGACCAAGAAUGACAAAAAAAAUCUAGUCAAAGGUAUUCUGGCGUCAAUAAAGCCGGUCAACAAAAUUCUAUAUAUCACCUUCCCGAUUCGUCGUGAGAACGGACAAUAUGAAAUUAUUGAAGCAUGGAGGUCUCAACAUAGUGAACAUCGCACACCGUGCAAGGGUGGCAUCCGUUAUUCCAUGGAUGUAUGUGAAGAUGAAGUUAAAGCCCUGUCAGCGCUUAUGACUUACAAGUGUUCUGUUGUCGAUGUCCCAUUCGGUGGAGCCAAAGGUGGCGUCAAAAUUGACCCUCGCCAGUACAGUGAGUAUGAAAUUGAAAAGAUUACACGUCGUGUUGCUAUUGAGUUUGCUAAAAAAGGCUUUCUGGGACCUGGUGUUGAUGUUCCAGCCCCAGAUAUGGGUACUGGUGAACGUGAGAUGGGUUGGAUUGCUGAUACCUAUGCACAAACAGUGGGCCAUCUUGAAAAAGAUGCAGCCGCUUGCAUUACUGGGAAACCUAUUGUUGCUGGAGGUAUUCACGGGCGUACAUCAGCCACCGGACGCGGAGUAUGGAAAGGUACUGAAGUUUUUAUCAACGAUGAAGAGUACAUGUCAAAGGUUGGGCUUUCAACUGGAUUCACGGGCAAAACCUUCAUAAUACAGGGAUUCGGUAAUGUCGGUCUGCAUACUAUGCGGUAUUUCCAUCGUGCUGGUGCAGUCUGCAUUGGUGUACAGGAAUGGGAUUGCGCUAUCUACAACCCAAAGGGUAUCCACCCGAAAGAACUCGAGAAUUGGCGAAUUGAACAUGGAACAAUCAAAGGCUUCCCAGGGGCUCAAGCAUUCGAACCAUUCACUGAUCUCAUUUAUGAGAAAUGUGAUAUUUUGGUUCCAGCCGCUUGUGAAAAAACUAUCCACAAAGGCAACGCUAAUAAGAUUCAAGCUAAAGUGAUUGCUGAAGCUGCUAAUGGACCAACAACACCGGCUGCUGACAAGAUUCUGCUAGCUCGCGGAAACUGCCUGAUUAUUCCGGAUUUGUAUGUUAACAGCGGUGGUGUAACAGUUUCAUAUUUCGAAUGGUUGAAAAACCUUAACCACGUCAGCUUUGGUCGUUUGACAUUCAAAUACGAAAAAGACUCUAACUACCACCUGCUUGACAGUGUGCAAGAAUCACUGAAACGUUCGCUGAACAAGGAAGUCAAGAUUGAACCAACUGCUGCAUUCCAAGCCCGUAUUGCUGGAGCUUCAGAGAAAGAUAUUGUCCACUCAGGUCUCGAAUUCACUAUGCAACGGUCCGGUGAAGCUGUUCUACAUACAGCCCACAAGUACAACUUAGGUCUCGAUCUCCGCUCAGCCGCAUAUGCAAACUCAAUUGAGAAGGUCUACAGGACCUACAGAACUCUCGGAUUCACCUUCACAUAA
This is a messenger RNA of Enterobius vermicularis (human pinworm), 1617 nucleotides long. The record is from the annotation of a GenBank genome assembly. NCBI's taxonomy places the organism in Eukaryota, Metazoa, Nematoda, Chromadorea, Rhabditida, Oxyuridae.